Molecule: messenger RNA, 3012 nt
Organism: Molossus molossus (Pallas's mastiff bat)
Lineage: Eukaryota; Metazoa; Chordata; Mammalia; Chiroptera; Molossidae
Gene: FAM169A
Product: family with sequence similarity 169 member A
Exons: 13
Coding region: 109-2112 (667 amino acids)
Source: RefSeq, a predicted model, not a curated record
CUGGCAGCCGCGAGCGACGCGGCCGGGGUCGCCAGUGAGCAGUCACCGGCUCCAUUCAUUCCCGCGGCUCCGCCUCCUUUCCCGGGCUCCGCGGGCGCGUCCGAGAGGAUGGCGUUCCCUGUGGAUGUGCUGGAUAACUGCAGUCACGAGGAACUGGAGAACUCUGCUGAAGACUACAUGUCAGACCUACGGUGUGGGGACCCUGAAAAUCCUGAGUGUUUUUCUCUUCUCAACAUUACGAUUCCUAUUAGCCUGUCAAAUGUAGGCUUUGUACCUCUUUAUGGUGGCGAUCAGACCCAGAAAAUCCUUGCUCUUUUUUCACCUGAGGACUCACUCACAGCUGUGGCACUUUACCUUGCUGAUCAGUGGUGGGCUAUUGAUGAUAUUGUGAAAACAUCUGUCCCUUCUAGAGAGGGGCUUAAGCAGGUGAGAACUCUUGGGGAGAGAGUGGUUCUGUAUGUUCUGAAUCGAAUUAUUUAUAGAAAACAGGAAAUGGAGAGAAAUGAGAUCCCAUUCCUGUGUCAUAGCAGUACUGAUUAUGCUAAGAUUCUGUGGAAGAAAGGAGAGGCCAUUGGGUUUUAUUCAGUUAAGCCUACAGGAAGCAUAUGUGCCUCAUUUCUUACCCAAAGCUACCAACUGCCAGUUCUUGAUACAAUGUUUAUAAGAAAGAAAUACCGAGGCAAAGAUUUUGGGCUUCAUAUGCUGGAGGACUUUGUUGAUUCCUUUACAGAAGACGCACUUGGCUUGCGGUAUCCACUGUCCUCUCUAAUGUACACAGCUUGCAAGCAGUACUUUGAAAAGUAUCCAGGAGACCACGAACUCCUUUGGGAGGUUGAAGGUGUUGGACACUGGUGCCAGCGAGUACCGGUCACCAGAGCAUUACAAAGAGAAACACUUAAAAUUACAGUUUCUCCAAAUGAAGCUAAAAGACCCAUGUCUGGGGAAUAUGGUCUUGCAUCUGUUCCAGAAUAUGAAGCAGGAACUGAAGACAAUCAGUCCAGUGAGAUGCAGCUAACUAUUGAUUCUCUAAAAGAUGCCUUUGCAAGCACUUCUGAAGGUCACGAUAAAACACCAGUUUCCACUCGUACUCGAAGUAGUCAUCUGAAGCGACCAAAGAUUGGAAAGCGGUUUCAGGAUUCUGAAUUUAGCAGUUCUCCAGGGGAAGAUGAAAAGACACCCCAGACUUCACCUACAGCUUUAGUAAACAAACUGGAGUCUACUGCACAUAUAUCAGAGAGCUCAGAAGAAUUCCUGGAAGAAGAACAUGAACAGAGUGUGAUUGAAUUUGAGGAUGGAAAUAGUGAUAAAGAUGUUCGUUCAGCACCUGAAACCCAUCUGGAGAAGCAAGAUGGUGAAAAGGAAUCUGAAUUAGAGCCUAUGAAUGGUGAGAUAAUGGACGAUACUCUUAAGACCUCUCUUAUAACUGAGGAGGAGGACUCCACUAGCGAAGUUUUAGAUGAAGAAUUAAAAUUGCAGCCUUUUAAUUCCAGUGAAGACUCUACAAAUCUUGUCCCACUGGUGGUAGAAUCUUCAAAACCCCCUGAGGUUGUUGCACAGGAUAAGACCUCACAUAUAACUGACUCAGAAAUGUUGCUAGACGAAGGCCCAUCUGAUGAAAAGGGGCACGGGGAAGAGAAACUGCCAUUAGUUUCCAGAAAGAAGGCGCACUUUGGCAGUUCAGACAAUGUUGCUACUGUCCCAAAUGAAGAACGAUCUGACAGUGGUUUUCCAAACUCUGUGAUAGCUGAAUUUUCUGAAGAAUCGAUCUCUGAAAAUUUAUCACCCAACACUACUUCCUCUUUGGAAGACCAGGGUGAAGAGGGGGUGGCUGAGCCCCAGGAAACAUCUACAGCUCUUCCUCAGAGUUCUUUGAUAGAGGUUGAACUGGAAGAUGUGCCAUUUUCACAGAAUGCAGGACAGAAGAACCAGUCAGAGGAGCAGUCUGAAGCAUCUUCUGAGCAACUGGAUCAGUUUACACAAUCAACGGAAAAAACUGUGGAUAGCAGCUCAGAGGAAAUAGAAGUGGAAGUGCCUGUUGUAGACAGGCGGAAUUUAAGAAGAAAGGCCAAAGGUUAUAAAGGACCUGCUAAGAAGAAAGCCAAGCUGACCUAAAUGAAGAAGUGCAGAUGAUAAAUCCUCUUCUUUGUAUCAUAAUUGUUUUUAAAAUAUGGUAAUAAAUAGCACGGGGCACAGGACAAAAAUUCCAAAAUUUCAAUUUGAGCUUAUUUAUGAUGCAGUUUUUUCCUCCCCCUUAGGACCCAGGAUUCACCAUUUUUAAUUUUUCAGGCUAUUUUGUGUAAAUACAGUUUUUUAAUUUUUAUUAACCAUGGUUCAAUUUGGGGAAAUUAGAUCAUACUGUAUUUUCUUUAGUAGUUGGGGCCAUCUGACCGUUAACUUUCAGGAAAUAUAAAUUAAAAAACUGAAAGUCAUAGGCUUUCCAUUACUUGUGAGGAUCACAGAAAUCUUUUACACGAAGUGUUUUAAUAGUAAACUUUGUGAAUGUUCUAGUUUUAGCUUAAUUAUCAAAACUAAUCACCAUUUUUAAAAAAUGUAGGCAUGCCUAAACAAAAAUGUCAGUAAAUUAGAAUGAUUUCAACUAAAUGAGAGCACAAAUACAGAAAUUUAUGGUCAAAGGUGUAUGAGGGUGAUAUUUUGGUCUCUUAAUUCAAUGUUGUAUAGAUGCAGUUUGACUUUGACUUCAAUGUCCAAAUAGGUACAAACUUUCCAACUCUUUAUAACAUCUAAUAUUAAGAGUACUGCUAGGGAUUGAACUCUGGCAUGUAGGUACUAAUAUAAUUAUUUAAAAUUUGAAGUUGGAGACUAUACUUUUGUCUUCACCUGGUUAACAUCAAAAGUGCACAUCAGAAGAGGACCCGUCCUAAGACUUCUCCUUAAUCCUGCCACUGCUUUAUUGUAUAAUCUUAUUUAUAUUCCUCUCAGCUCUCAUCCACUUCCCUAACUCACGGAGUGAUUCCUGUCACAAGGUCUUCCUGCCUGCCGGCCUGCCAGCUU